Tilletiaria anomala UBC 951 is the source of this 1488-nucleotide messenger RNA. RefSeq lists its product as uncharacterized. The transcript has a single exon. The record is from RefSeq and is a predicted model, not a curated record. Lineage: Eukaryota; Fungi; Basidiomycota; Exobasidiomycetes; Georgefischeriales; Tilletiariaceae. Gene Ontology annotation, cellular component: membrane; endomembrane system. Bases 135 to 1259 code for a protein of 374 amino acids.
CGUGGACCUGCUCUAUCCAUUGUACCAGUGUGUAUCAACUCUGAUCGUCUCUCAUCUUGUACACCCCGCCGUAGGUGGCGCUGUAGCCAGCCAGCCAGCCCUUCCCAGCUGUGGCAGAUCGACUUUGAGGCAACAUGUCUGAAUUGAUGCAGCAGACUGUGGUCAAAUUGACCGAUGCGGUCGGCUUCACGCACGGCUAUGCCGCAUCCAUACACGACCGGCUGCCCCAUGCUCUCCGUCCGCUCUUCCUCAACCCGCUCAACCUUAGCCUCCUCGCACUGCUCCUCUAUCUCCUCCUUCCACUCCUGAAACCUUCCUUCCUGUUCGAGCCAACAACGUCGGCACACUUCCUCAAGGAGUACCCGACAAUGGCGCAAGCCAAGCUGCACGGGCUUCCCGGUACAGGAACGACACAGGCCACCAAACGGAGAUGGAGAAAUUACCUGCGCAGGCUCAAGAACGCAGCAGCUGGCUCUGCCGCGAAUGGGUCGUUACCUGCUGCGACGAGCGACGAGCUGGCACUGGAAGCCACGCGGCGCCGGGCGGGUCUGACAUCGCGCUUGUCUGCCGCGUCUGCCGGAAGCGCAUACAGCUUCCUGCCAAGCUACCACCCGCCCAGUAUCAAGUGGACCGUGUACACCCCGCGCACGCUGGCCCUUCACGACGGCUCCGGCAUCGCACUCAGCGACCGCGACGUGCACGCAACGUAUGACGAGCGCCGCGAUGGCGCGAAUGCAAAGGCCGCCGCGGAGCGCAGGCUGGCCGAGCAGCGCAGAGUCAAGGGCGACAUUGCCUUUGGCGCGGCGGGUGCAGCAGGGCAGUCACAUGAGCAGAGUCGCGGGUCCAACGAUGUAGAGGAAGAGGAAGAAGACAUCGGAGGGUACGCAUUUGCCGAAGACGACCGCGGCAAGGAUAAGAACAGCGAGCACACAUCCUCCUCGGCCAACGACCCGAGUACGCGCAUCCUCCUCGCCAUCGGUCGCGAGGUAUACGAUGUUACAGCAGGCAAGAACUUCUACGGCCCAGGCGGACCAUAUGCCAUCUUCGCCGGCCGAGACGCGUCGAUCGGCAUGGCCAAGCAGAGCUUCGAGCCGGACAUGCUCACGCCGCUCGACCAGCCGAUCGCCAGCCUGGAUGGCCUCAGUAAUAUGGAGCGCACCAACAUGGUCGAGUGGAUGAACCACUUCAAAGGAAAGUAUGGCAUCGUCGGCCGGCUGGUCAACGAAGGGGAGGAAGACCACCAGGAGGCGCAGAGCUAGCGAAUCAAUGUAUUCCACUAGUCCUUGGUGCAUACAUACACUUCUUGCAGGAAUAUUCUUUCUCAUAUGCGCUUGCAAAGCUCAUCCUCAUACCGCCGUCGUCGAUCUGGGUCGAUGAUGACGAGGGCUUGCAGCAAGCGCCGCUCCUCGGCCAGGUCCUGCUGCUCAUCAAUCUUGCUAUGAAGCGUUCUGCGCAGUGAGCGAUAGUGCACUAUGCUCUGCAUCGACC